Grus americana (Whooping crane) is the source of this 3278-nucleotide messenger RNA. RefSeq names its product testis associated actin remodelling kinase 1 (gene TESK1). Gene Ontology annotation, cellular component: nucleus; cytoplasm. Lineage: Eukaryota; Metazoa; Chordata; Aves; Gruiformes; Gruidae. The record is from RefSeq and is a predicted model, not a curated record. The coding region runs from base 204 to 2282 and encodes 692 amino acids. The transcript is spliced from 10 exons. Gene Ontology annotation, biological process: positive regulation of stress fiber assembly; protein phosphorylation; actin cytoskeleton organization. Gene Ontology annotation, molecular function: ATP binding; protein serine/threonine kinase activity.
CAGCUCCGGGCCGCGGCGGGGGUCGGGGCGCCGCCGCGCCGCUGCCGGGCCAUGAGCGCCGUGCGCCCCGCCGCGACGCCCGCCCCGCGCCGCCGCCGCCGCCGCUAGCAUUGCCCCGGGGACGGCGGGGGUGGGGGGGGGGAAGGCGGCGGCGCCCCGGCCGUGGGGCUGCCCGGGCGCGCCGCGCCCGGCCGGGAAUGUGAAUGGCGCUGGGGGUGCUCGGCGGGACCGACAUGGAGUGGGAGAAGCUGCCGCGGCGGCCCGGGGAGGGCGAAGGGGAGGCGGCGGGGCCCUGGCCGGGCUGCGGGCGGCUGCGGCCCUCCUCGUACCGGGCGCUGCGCAGCGCCGUCUCCACCCUGGCGCGCAUCGACGACUUCUACUGCGAGAAGAUCGGGGCCGGCUUCUUCUCCGAGGUCUUCAAGGUGCGGCACCGUCAGUCGGGCCAGAUCAUGGUGCUGAAGAUGAACAAGCUAACCAGCAACCGGGGCAACAUGCUGCGGGAGGUGCAGCUGAUGAACCGCCUCUCACACCCCAACAUCCUCAGGUUCAUGGGGGUGUGUGUGCACCAGGGACAGCUGCACGCGCUGACCGAGUACAUCAAUGGUGGGAACCUGGAGCAGCUGCUGGACAGCCCUGUGCCCCUCUCCUGGUCCAUGCGUGUCAAGCUGGCCCUCGACAUCGCCCGUGGCCUGCGCUACCUGCACUCCAAGGGCAUCUUCCACCGCGACCUCACCUCCAAGAACUGCCUGGUUCGCUGCGAGGCCAAUGGCUACACAGCUGUAGUGGGUGACUUUGGCUUGGCAGAGAAGAUUCCCACCUACAGCGAGGGCAGCGAGAAGGAGCCGCUGGCCGUGGUGGGCUCCCCGUACUGGAUGGCGCCCGAGGUGCUGCGAGGGGAGAUCUACAAUGAGAAGGCUGAUGUGUUCGCGUAUGGCAUCAUCCUGUGUGAGACCAUCGCUCGUGUCCCCGCUGACCCCGACUACCUGCCCCGCACCGAGGAUUUUGGCCUGGACAUCACCACUUUCCGCACCAUGGUGGGAAUUGACUGCCCGGCGGCCUUCCUCCAGCUUGCUUUCCACUGCUGCAGUAUGGAGCCCGCAUCCCGCCCCUCCUUCCUGGAAAUCACGCAGUGCCUGGAGGGUGUCCUGCAGCACCGGCUGGGUGCCGAGGGCGCUGGGGCCACCCUCUUCGGCGUCGGGGAGAGCCUGCCUGCGCCUGGGACGGCGGCCAUGCUCAACGGGGUAGCCGGGAGGGCAGCCGGCCGCGCCGAGCAGUCGCCCCUGCACGAGCUGGGGACCCAGCACCUGCAGCCAGACCAGCGCCUGUCCCGCAGCCAGUCCGACAUGUUUCCCCCCAAAUCGCCCGCCCUGCUGUGGCUGCCGGAGCCCUGUGGCGGGGCCAGGACCAAGGAGACGCCCCCCCGCGUCAACCCCUUCUCCCAGCGCGAGGACCUGAAGGGGGGGAAGAUCAAGCUCUUUGACACGCCGAGCAAGUCAGUCAUCUCGCUCACUUUCGACCUGCCGCCCCCCGCCCCGCUCCAGCUCAGCACCCCUGUGACGCCCGAGCCCGCCGUGGAGGUGCAGUGUGACUUCUCAGCCCCUGCCGCCCCCCCCCGCAAGUGCCACUCGCUGCCCACCUCCCCCGAGCUGCCCCACCGGGGGGGCCUGGCGCUGGGCGUGGCAUCCCCCCAUCCCACAGAUGACCCUCAGCCCCCGAUCCUCCUCCCACCCCCGGCUGGGAGUCGAGCCUUCCCUCCCAGCUCUGGGGCAGAGGAGAGGAUGGACUGUGGCCCCGACAGCCCCGAGCUGCCGCAGGUCCUCCCGCCGCCCCCCAACAGCAACUUCAUCCGCACGGCAUCCUCGGGCGCCCGACCCUGGCAGUCGGAGCCACGAGCCCCCAAUGGGCUCCUCUUCAACAACAACCACGUGGUGGUCAGCAAACCCCUGGCUUGGGGCAGUGGGCUGGAGCAUGGCUUCUCCGAGCUCAGCAUCCCCUGCGUGGCGGCACUGGAGCGGACGGAGCGUGUGGCCAUGCUGCCCGGGCACAGCUCCAGCACCGUGCUGGAGCAGGAUGAGGUGCUGCCCUGCCCUGGCUGCUGCCUGGGUCCCUUCAGCUUCAGUUUUGCCUCUGUCUGCCACCGGCCGGCACCCAGCCCGCCUCGCUACCAGAACCUCAACUGUGAGGCCAAGAGCCUCCUCUGCCAUGACCGGGGCCGCCACCAGAAAGCCCCGGGGCCGGUGCUGGCGGAGCCCAGCCUGAAGCUGCCGGAGGCGCAGUCCUAGUGCCGGGGACCCCUGGGGAGUGGGGCUGCGUCCGGCCGCCCCUUGCACCUCCCCACGGCUGCAGAGCCGAGCAGGUGCGGGGGCCCAGCACGCCUCCACGAUCCGUCCUUGCUCGCUCCACACUUGGUGGCCGCUGGUGGCCACAGUGCCGCGUGCUAUGGCUCCCACAAUGCUGUCCAGGCACUCGGGCACCCAUCCCACCAGGAUCGGCCUCAGGGGUCUGCGGGAAGCCCCAGGGGCAGGCUGGGUCCCUGCCAGGGACUGAAGUGCAAUAACACCCUUGCCCCGAGCACGCUCCAGUGCUGCCCUGGCAGGCAGGGCUGGUCCCCCAUGGGGUCCCUGGGGCUCAAACCUAGAUGCAGGACCCCCAUUCUUCAAGGGCUCACCCCUCUGCGGGGUGUCGCAGAGGUGUGUGCAAUGAGUCUGCUGCUCCAGGAUAACCAGGAGCCCCUCACGGCCCCCUGGCUGGGGGGGUGCGUGGGGCUGGGCUGGGGGCAGAGGGGUCAAUGCGUGUAUGUGUGAGUGUUGGAGGACUCUGGGGGGCUGGUGGGUGUCCCGGUGCUUCUCCACAAGUGUGGGGAGCACAGCCAAUCUCUGACACAGGGGAGGUGUGCAGGGGGCCAGGAGAGGGACGAUUCCCGCGGGGCAGUGCACAGGGAGGAUUGGCAGCGCUGGGGUUGCCCCUGCCCACCCAAGGCCAAGGGUUGGGUGCUGAGCCGGCACAGUGCCCCACGUCCCCCCUGCACACGGGUCAGGAGUGGGGUGCUGGUGGAGGGGCUGGGGUGCCAUCCUGGCACCGGGGGAAGGGGCCGGUGAGCAACACAGCCAGGCUGCCUGGCCCCUGGCAAGGGUGGGAGCCGGCUUUCCUCCCUCCUGCACAAUGCACUGGUGAAUGCAGAACUCUUGUGUUUUUUUAUUAUUAUUAUUAUUAAUAAUAAUAAUAAUUGCUAGUAAUAUAUACCCAGCUUAUUUAAAGUGUUCAAUAAAAACUGAAUG